This is a messenger RNA of Chrysochloris asiatica (Cape golden mole), 1662 nucleotides long. It is a transcript of the gene FOXC1, whose product is annotated as forkhead box C1. Gene Ontology annotation, molecular function: RNA polymerase II cis-regulatory region sequence-specific DNA binding; DNA-binding transcription factor activity, RNA polymerase II-specific. The transcript has a single exon. Lineage: Eukaryota; Metazoa; Chordata; Mammalia; Afrosoricida; Chrysochloridae. Gene Ontology annotation, biological process: anatomical structure morphogenesis; regulation of transcription by RNA polymerase II; cell differentiation. Bases 1 to 1662 code for a protein of 553 amino acids. The record is from RefSeq and is a predicted model, not a curated record.
AUGCAGGCGCGCUACUCCGUGUCCAGCCCCAACUCUCUGGGAGUGGUGCCCUACCUCGGCGGCGAGCAGAGCUACUACCGCGCGGCGGCGGCGGCGGCUGGGGGCGGCUACACCGCCAUGCCGGCGCCCAUGAGCAUGUACUCGCAUCCCGCCGCACAUGCGGAGCAGUACCCGGGCGGCAUGGCGCGCGCCUACGGGCCCUACACACCGCAGCCGCAGCCCAAGGACAUGGUGAAGCCGCCCUACAGCUACAUCGCCCUCAUCACCAUGGCCAUCCAGAACGCGCCCGACAAAAAGAUCACCCUCAACGGCAUUUAUCAGUUCAUCAUGGACCGCUUCCCCUUCUACCGGGACAACAAGCAGGGCUGGCAGAACAGCAUCCGCCACAACCUCUCGCUUAACGAGUGUUUCGUCAAGGUGCCGCGCGACGACAAGAAGCCGGGCAAGGGCAGCUACUGGACGCUGGACCCGGACUCGUACAACAUGUUCGAGAACGGCAGCUUCCUGCGGCGCCGGCGGCGCUUUAAGAAGAAGGAUGCGGUGAAGGACAAGGAGGAAAAGGACCGCCUGCACAUCAAGGAGCCGCCCGCACCGCCCGCACCGCCCGAGCAGGCCGACAGCGGCGCUCCCGGGAGCGCGGGGCCGUCCGGUGCUCAGCCGCAGCCCGUACGCAUCCAGGACAUUAAGACCGAGAACGGUACGUGCUCCUCGCCGCCCCAGCCCAUGUCCCCGGCUGCCGCUACCGCCGUGCCGAAGACCGAGAGCCCCGGCAGCAGCAGCGGCAGCUUGUCGAGCGGGAGCAGCCCCCGUGGCGGGCUCCCAGCGGCGCGCCCACUCAGCCUGGACGGCGCGGAGCUCGCGCCCGCGCCCCCGCCCCCCGCGCCCCCCGCGCCGCCACCACAUCACAGCCAGGGCUUCAGCGUGGACAACAUCAUGACGUCGUUGCGAGGGUCGCCGCAGGGCGCGGCCGCCGAGCUCAGCUCGGGCCUGUUGGCCUCAGCAGCAGCCGCCGCGUCCUCCCGGCCGGGCCUGGCGCCCCCGCUCGCGCUCAGCGCCUACUCGCCCGGCCAGAACUCCCUCUACAGCUCGCCGUGCAGCCAGAGCUCCAGCGCUGGCAGCUCCUCUGGGGGAGGCGGCGGCGGCGGCGGCGGAGGCGGCGCGGGGGGCGCCGGGGGCGCCGGGACCUACCACUGCAACAUGCAGGCCAUGAGCCUGUACGCGGCUGGCGAGCGCGGCGGCCACCUGCAGGGUGCGCCCGGGGGCGCGGGCGCUUCGGCGGUGGACGACUCCCUGCCCGACUACUCGCUGCCUCCGGUCACCAGCAGCAGCUCCUCGUCCCUGAGUCACGGCGGUGGCGGCGGGGGAGGCCAGGAGGCCGGCCACCACCCUUCGGCCCACCAAGGUCGCCUCGCUUCGUGGUACCUGAACCAGGCGGCAGGAGACCUGGGCCAUUUGGCGAGUGCGGCGGCGGCGGCGGCUGCCGCCGGCUACCCGGGACAACAGCAGAGCUUCCACUCGGUGCGAGAGAUGUUCGAAUCGCAGAGGAUUGGCUUGAACAACUCUCCAGUGAACGGCAAUAGCAGCUGUCAGAUGGCCUUCCCUUCCAGCCAGUCUCUGUACCGCACGUCCGGGGCUUUCGUCUAUGACUGCAGCAAGUUUUGA